AUGUCUCAAAAGCGCAACGUCAUCGUCACAGAGUGCAUCACAGGAGGAGCAUCAGGCAUUGGCCUAGGAAUAACCAAACACUUCAUCCAAGACUCAAAUAAAAGGACACACAUAACAAUCCUAGACAUCAACCCCCAAACAGGUGCACAAACACUCGCCCAACUUCGCACCGAUUUCCCAUCUGCAGAAAUCUCAUUUGAAGAAUGUGACGUUUCAUCCUGGGAGAGCCAGGCCACCGCAUUCAAAAAAACAUACAACCAGCACGGUUCGAUUGAUCUGGUGUUCGCCAAUGCAGGAAUUACCGAGAAAGGAAGUUUCUUGCCAAAGGAUGCGAACGCAGGACCCGUGAAGCCGAAUUUGGCCACCUUGAAUGUGAAUCUUAUUGGGGUUGUAUAUUGUGAGAUCGUACCCGUGGACAGAACGGUGCAACUUGCUAUUCACUAUAUGUCGCGGAACGGUGGUGGGCUUAUUUGCUGUACUGCGUCGAAUGCGGGAUUGUAUCCGUUUCCUAUCGCGCCUAUGUAUGCGGCUACGAAGCAUGGUGUUAUUGGGCUGGUACGGUCGCUGGCGAGGUCGUUGGUUCCUAACGGGAUUCGGAUCAAUGCAUUGGCUCCUGCUGUUAUUGAAACGAAUAUUGCUCCGAGUUCGGAUUUGUUCAAGUCUAUGAUUCUUACACCCAUGUCUACUGUUUCUAAGGCCGUGGAAAUGUUUGUGGAUGAUGAAUCGUUGACGGGGAAAAUCGCCGAAUUGCACGGAGAGCAUGCUACUCUUUCAGAGCCUCCCGCCUAUGUCGAUGAAGAUACGGGGAAGAAUAUUGAGACGUUUUGGAAUCUUGGAUAUGCUUGA
Messenger RNA from Penicillium odoratum, 846 nucleotides. Its product is annotated as putative short chain dehydrogenase/reductase. NCBI's taxonomy places the organism in Eukaryota, Fungi, Ascomycota, Eurotiomycetes, Eurotiales, Aspergillaceae. Gene Ontology annotation, cellular component: cytoplasm. The transcript is spliced from 4 exons. The record is from RefSeq and is a predicted model, not a curated record. Gene Ontology annotation, molecular function: oxidoreductase activity, acting on the CH-OH group of donors, NAD or NADP as acceptor. The coding region runs from base 1 to 846 and encodes 281 amino acids.